Molecule: messenger RNA, 6670 nt
Organism: Rattus rattus (black rat)
Lineage: Eukaryota; Metazoa; Chordata; Mammalia; Rodentia; Muridae
Gene: Tmf1
Product: TATA element modulatory factor 1
Exons: 17
Coding region: 138-3419 (1093 amino acids)
Cellular component (GO): Golgi apparatus; endoplasmic reticulum
Source: RefSeq, a predicted model, not a curated record
AAGGGCGCGCGCAUGCGCGGCGGAGCCCGGCUCAGCUGUGUCGGAGGCUCCGAACGCCGGGCGGCCGCGGGAGGCGGUGGGCCGGGGCCACCGCUGAGGCCGCCGGUGCCGGCGGGACCCGGCGCUGAGGAGGGGCCAUGAGCUGGUUCAAUGCCUCGCAGUUGUCCAGCUUCGCCAAGCAGGCCCUGUCCCAGGCCCAGAAGUCCAUCGACAGGGUCCUGGACAUCCAGGAGGAAGAGCCGAGCGCUUGGGCCGAGGCCAUCCCGUACGGCGAGCCAGGAAUAAGUCCCUCUGUAAGUGGAGGAUGGGAUACUUCAACCUGGGGAUUGAACUCAAGCUCCGAACCUCAGAGUUCACCAACAGCCUCUCAAGCAAUUACAAAGCCAGUUCGGAGGACUGUAGUAGAUGAGUCUGAAAAUUUCUUCAGUGCCUUUCUCUCUCCAUCGGAUGUGCAGACCAUUCAGAAGAGUCCAGUGGUCUCAAAGCCUCCUGCUAAAUCACAGCGACCAGAAGAAGAAGUGAAAAGCAGUUUACAAGAACCAUCGUCUCCUGGCCAGUCCAGAACUUCUGAGACAGCGGAGUCUGAAGCAACAGACUCUGCGUGUGUUUCGGGAGAGACUCCAGCCGUGGGCACUCCCUCACAUGUCCCUGAAGGCAAGCGUGAAGAAACUGCUAGUAAAGAGUCUGAGGGGAAGAUACCCACCGUGAGAGCAAAGGCGUCUGAAAGCGUAAUUAAGGUAAACACAGCAGAAGAUGUAUCUCCCACAUCCACUCAGUCUCUUACGGCCGAAACGAAGGAUAUGGCUUUGGAGCCUAAAGAACAAAAACACGAAGACAGACAAAGCAACACACCUUCUCCUCCUGUUAGCUCCUUCUCGUCAGGCACUUCCACCACCAGUGACAUUGAAGUUUUAGAUCAUGAAAGUGUAAUAAGUGAGAGCUCAGCUAGUUCAAGGCAAGAGACUUCAGAUGCAAAGUCAAGUCUUCACCUCAUGCAGACCUCAUUUCAGCUUCUCUCUGCAUCUGCUUGUCCUGAGUAUGGCCGCUUAGAUGACUUCCAAAAGCUCAGUGAGAGUUGCUGCUCUUCGGAUGCUUUUGAGAGAAUAGACUCGUUUAGCGUGCAGUCUCUGGAUAGCCGGAGUGUGAGUGAAAUCAACUCGGACGACGAACUGCCGGGUAGAGGCUAUGCUUUAGUACCUGUAGUCGUGAGUCCUUCAGCCCUGAAGACAAAAGUAGUAGAAUCUACCGAGGAAAACAUUGAAGAAGAGGAAGGAAACGAGACAUUAAUUGCACCUUCUGAGGAAGCAGAAUUAGAGGAAAGUGGCCGAAGUGCUACUCCAGUUAACUGUGAACAGCCAGAUACAUUGGCUUCUCCUACACCAGUAAAUGUUGGGCCCUCUGCCUCUGGACCGGCCGCUGAGGACGGUGAAGCUGCUGAAAACCAGCCAAAAGCACCCCAGCUGGAGCAAGGAGAUGUUGGCAAGACAGUUGAAUUUCUGAAUGAGAAGCUAGAAAAGAGGGAGACUCAAUUAUUGUCGCUUAGUAAGGAAAAGGCACUUCUAGAGGAAGCUUAUGAUAACCUGAAGGAUGAAAUGUUCAGAGUAAAAGAAGAAAGUAGUAGCAUUUCUUCCCUGAGAGAUGAGUUUACCCAGAGGAUCGCAGAAGCAGAAAGGAAAGCUCAACUCGCCUGCAAAGAGAGAGAUGCUGCGAAGAAGGAAAUGAAAACCAUGAAGGAAGAACUUGCCUCUAGAUUAAAUAGUAGUCAGACUGCAGACCUUCUGAAGGAGAAGGAUGAGCAGAUUCAAGGCUUAAUGGAAGAAGGAGAAAAACUUUCAAAGCAGCAGCUGCAUAAUUCCAACAUGAUUAAGAAAUUAAGAGCUAAGGAUAAAGACAAUGAAAGUGUUAUUGCAAAGCUGAAGAAAAAAGCUAAGGAGCUGGAAGAGGAGCUACAGCAUUUAAGACAGGUCCUUGAUGGCAAAGAAGAGGUUGAGAAACAACAUAGAGAAAACAUUAAAAAACUAAAUUCUGUAGUAGAACGCCAGGAAAAAGAUCUUGGCCGACUUCAGGUAGACAUGAAUGAACUUGAAGAAAAGAGCCGAAGUACUCAGGCUGCCCUAGACAGUGCCUACAGAGAACUUACUGAUCUUCACAAAGCCAAUGCUGCUAAGGACAGUGAGGUACAGGAAGCUGCUCUGAGGCGUGAGAUGAAAGCUAAAGAAGAACUUUCUGGGGCACUGGAGAAGGCCCAGGAAGAAGCCCGUCAGCAGCAAGAGACUUUAGCACUUCAGGUGGGGGACCUUAGGCUAGCGCUGCAACGGGCAGAGCAAGCAGCUGCCAGGAAAGAGGAUUACUUACGCCAUGAGAUCAGUGAACUUCAGCAGAGACUCCAAGAAGCAGAGAAUCGAAACCAGGAGCUGAGUCAAAGUGUUUCAUCAACAACAAGACCUUUGCUUCGACAGAUAGAAAAUUUACAAGCAACUCUAGGAUCCCAGACAUCGUCAUGGGAGACGCUAGAGAAGAAUCUUUCUGAUCGGCUCGGUGAAUCACAGACCUUGUUGGCUGCAGCAGUUGAAAGAGAACGUGCAGCUACGGAAGAACUCCUAGCCAACAAAAUCCAGAUGUCUUCAGUGGAGUCACAGAAUGCAUUACUACGACAGGAAAACAGUAGACUGCAGGCCCAGCUAGAGUCAGAGAAAAAUAAAUUAAGAAAACUAGAGGAUGAAAAUAGUCGGUACCAGGUUGAAUUAGAAAAUCUAAAAGAUGAAUAUGUAAGAACACUGGAAGAGGCAAGGAAAGAAAAGACACUUUUGAGCAGUCAGUUAGAAAUGGAAAGAAUGAAAGUUGAACAAGAAAGGAAGAAAACCAUUUUCACUCAAGAAACACUAAAAGAAAAGGACCACAAGCCGUUUUCCGUUUCUAGUACUCCCACCAUGUCACGAUCCAGUUCUCUAAGUGGAGUAGAUAUGGCAGGGCUGCAGACAUCCUUCCUAUCUCAGGAUGAGUCUCACGACCAUUCAUUUGGGCCAAUGUCUACGUCAGCCAGUGGAAGCAAUCUUUAUGAAGCUGUAAGGAUGGGAGCCGGAUCAAGCAUUAUCGAAAAUCUUCAGUCUCAGCUAAAGCUGAGGGAAGGAGAAAUUAGUCAUUUACAGCUAGAAAUUAGUAACCUAGAAAAAACUCGAUCCAUAAUGUCCGAAGAGCUAGUUAAAUUAACAAAUCAGAAUGAUGAACUUGAGGAGAAAGUGAAAGAGAUACCCAAGCUUCGAGUUCAGCUGCGAGAUUUGGAUCAAAGAUACAACACUAUUCUGCAGAUGUAUGGAGAAAAAGCAGAAGAAGCAGAGGAACUUCGCCUGGAUCUUGAAGAUGUAAAAAAUAUGUAUAAAACUCAAAUAGAUGAACUUCUAAGACAAAGACUCAGCUAACUUGUGAAGUUUGUGUUCCAUCAAACUAAUGUAAACACUUAUAUAUAAAUGCAGACAUACAAUAAAUUCUUCUGCAGAAUUAGAAACUUGGAUUUGCUGUAGAUUGUAAAAAAAACUUUUUAAAAAUUCUUUUAUAGUACAUAGUAAUAUUUGCAGUUAAAUUAUUUUAUGUAAUAUUUGAAUUUUAUUUUUGAAAUUGUUCUUUAAAAUUUUAUUUUUUAAAGCUUUUUUUUUUCUUUUUUGGUGCCUUGAACAGCACAGAGAUUUAUUACUUUAUCCACUUAUCAGUACAGCUAGGAAAGGAGAUUGGUGUUUCGUAUUAUUGUGGAUACAUAAUUAAUUGUAUUGUAUCUAAUUUGUAUGUGUUUGUACAUAUUGAGAGAUUUACAGAGUAAUGUUAACAUUGAAAUUUUGAAAUCUUUCACAUUGAAAUCUUCAACAUAUUUCUUAAAAAUGUUUUAAACAUUUGAGUAAAAAGGUUAUUAAGCCUAUGACUACUAAAUUAUAAACUAAGGUUUCCCUUUAAAAGCAGAAGUCACACUGACAUGUCUAAAAUUUAAAGAGUAAUUUAAACUUAAAAAAUAUCUGUUUUGAAAAUUUAUUCCAUGUAUCUUCCACAAUGAAGUAUGAACAAAUGUGAAUGCUUUUUGUUACUUAGCCAAAGAAAGCUAUAAAUAUUGACUAGGCUUAAUUGGGUAGUAGGAAAUGUUGCUUAUAAUAAAUUGUGAUAGAUAGCAUCAGUAGCGGAUAACUUUGAAAUAUUUUACUACACUGUUAAAUGAAUCUAACAUAAUAAAAUCAUUAACAAAAUUUACUUUUAAAAUUAGUCAAUUUACUCUUUAAAAAUUACUUGUUUAGUUUUGUACAAUAUUUUCAAACAUUAAAAAUGAAUGUUUUAAAACAAUCUGCAUAGCAAAACAUAAAAGUAAUAGGAGUCCACUUAAAUUGGGGAUUUUGUAAUUUUGUGUAGCUUAACAUUUUUUCCUUGAACCUUUAACAAAUGAAAAUAUAGCAAAGAGUAGUAUAGAAUAACAUCCUUUAGAAUAUAGGUUUUCCCUCUUCCAAAUAUUACUUUGUUUAAAAGUUAAUCAGGUUGUGUUAUAAACCUGUAAAAUAUUUUGAUAGGUUUUAUUACUUAAAAAUUAUUUAAUUGCUUUAUCACAGUCCCUCUUUAUCUGUUCUUUGGCUUUUUGUGGUUCCAGCCAAGGUAAAAAAUAAUCCAAAAAUACAUGGAAAUUCCAGAAAUAGCUGAUAAGUGUUGAGGUAUAUGCUGCUCAGAGCAGCCUGCUGGCAUCUCACUUCUGACUCCGUUGUCCGUCCAUUCCCAGCCCUUAUCAGUCACUGUGCCACCUCAGCUAUUGGUCUACUGUAAUACGGUGGAUGCGCUCAUGUUCAGGUAAUGGCUCCAAGUGAAGAAGCCAGAGGUUAGCCAGAAGUGCUUCCUCUACUGGGAUGAUGAACGUCAACAUUGGCAAUUUUGAUGGAAGUUGGGUAGCUUUUAAUGUUUCAGACAUCCACCUAGGGUCAAAACUGUCUAACCCCCUAUGAGAAGAUAGGACUUCAAGUAAAAACUUAAUUUUAGUUACAUUUUAAACUAUACUCCAGAACACAGCUGUGAGUAUCCAUCUUGCAGAAUGGAGAAUUUUUAGGGAAUAUUCAAGUGACCUUGUGUUUAUCUCGUCGUGUUCCUGUGUUUCUGUUGUGGGAGCUCAGAUCUGUAGCGUGAAUAAAUGUUCUUUUGGUGAAAGUAACAGUCAUAAAAUUAAGUUUCCGUAUUUUAGUGGUAGAAAGAAGCCUCAUAACUUUUUCCUAGCUUUAAAUUGUUUUAAUAUUCAGGGGCAAGAUGAUAAAUCUAAUAGCAAUAAAUAUAUAGAGUUAGAAGAGACAGGAAACCUGAAUUUCAAAAUUCUUGGCAAGCAUUUGAAACUGGUAGUUUGGGAAAUAUAAAAUACUUUUUAAACAAAUAAUUUGGGAAAUGUGGCAGAGAAAAGAUUUUGAAAUUAAAAUUUCCUGUAUUAAAUUCUAAAUGUUAUAAUAUUAACAUUAAAUAUUUUUCUUGGUCCUUAAUAACAUUAAUAAAAUCAGCACACUUAAAACCUUAAAAUGUUUUCAACUUAUUUAUUCAUAAAAUGACAUGCAACCAUUUAUAUUUGCUUCAUCUCUAAAGUAAUAGCUGAUGUUCACACUGCUUUUAUUUUGGCUAGAAUAUAACUUAGACCUUUCAAUACACUUCAAGUUGAUAAGGGGCACUGAAUAAAUUUCUUGUAAAUAACCCAGUAAGUGGCAAAAGACUUAUUAAACAUUGGUUGUUCUUUAAUUAAUUUUGUUAUAUAUUAUUGAAAAUAAUCUACCUAUGUGCUAGUAAAAUAUUCUAAUACAUAAAAUAGUUUGUAAUUAGAUACUUCCAUUCUUGGGGGAAGAUAAAAGAAAAACCCCAGGUACUUGGAGUUAAGAGGGCCAGAUGUUGGAGGUGUCAUACCCUGUGCCUUCCUGGGAGGCCGAGGGGGGACUGCUGCUGCUGGGCCUCUCUUGAGAACACUCUAUAGCAUUUAGCAUGUGGAAUGUACCAAAUCCACGACAUUACAAUUCAGAAUAGUCUAAGUGUGGAUGAUUUCUGACUUAGAAGAUUUUGGGUUUUUGUAGUUAAGUAAAUGUAAAAAAUAUUUAGGAAGUAUUUUUCCCAUCAAUUAUUUCACUAAUUGAAAGUUUGAUUUGGCUUAUUAAAAAGCACAUGAUUUUGGUCUAGAGAGCGCUUGCUGAUCUUCCGGAAGGCCUGGGCUCAAUUCCCAGCACCCAUGUGGUGGCUUACAACCAUCUCUAUCUCCAAUCCCAAGGGAUCCAGCACCCUCUUCCUGUGUCCUCAGACACCAGGCACACAGUAGUGCACAGGCAUAGAUGCAGACAAAACACCCAUCCACAUAAAGUUAAAAAAAAGUUCUAAAUGCACACAACUUGUAGUAUUUAAAAGAAAGCCCCCAAAUUUUAAGAAGUGGGUUUAACAUGUCUUAUUUUACUACUAUUUAGUAUUAUAGACAUGAAUGCUCUAGGGAUCGUUUCUCAUUCUCAUUACAAAAAAGCUGGUCCAUCUUUUCUUAUCCUUGGUAGGUUUAAACUAAAAGAAAAAGCUACAUAUUUUGUACAGGGCUAAAAGUAUGAAUUUAACUAUAGAUUGAUAUUUUAAUUCCAAAUGAAGGUAAUGUAAAAUAAGCAUGGAUCUGAUUUAAAUAAAGAUUUCAAAGUCUGCUCAUAAA